AUGGAAGCCGCUACGGCUGCUGGUGUCGGGUCGUGGCUGCGUGGGAUAGGGCUGCCACAGCUCGUGGAAACGUUCGAGCAAGCCAAGUAUGACGAUCUAGAGAUCGUCAAGGAGCUGAAGAGCGAGGAUCUACUGGAAUUGGGGAUCACUGAGGCGGGUGUGAGGAAAAAGCUGCUGGUGCAUGCGUCGCGCCUGGGUUCUGGCGGUGGAGAACAAACGCCCUACUCGCCCAAGGCCAGUUACGUACAGUGGUUGCCGCAGGCCUGGCACAGCGACAUCAAAAUCAUGAACGAUGGCCUACACGGCCACAUGCACAUGCCCACCUAUUGCGUAGAAUUCAUCGACACCCCUCAGUUCCAGCGCCUGCGCGACCUCAAGCAGCUGGGCACCUCUUACUACGUGUUCCCGGGCGCCUCGCACAACCGCUUCGAGCACUGCCUGGGCACCAGCCACCUGGCCGGGCAAUUGGUGGAGCGGUUCGCCAAGCUGCAACCCGAGCUGGACAUCACAGAGAGGGACAUACGCGUGGUGAGGCUUGCCGGCCUUUGCCACGAUCUGGGACACGGCGCCUUCUCUCACGCCUUUGAAGACUGGGUCCGGGCUCGAACUGGUAACGCCGCGUGGACCCACGAGGACAUGUCGCAGCGCAUGGUGGAGUACCUGAUAGACGACAACCACCUGGACUACUCGCGCCGGGACGUGCAAUUCCUGUUGAGCCUCAUCAGUGGCGAACGGCCCGGCUCCAGCGCGGAAAAGGGCUUCCUUUACGAAAUCGUCAGCAACAAAAGGAACAGCAUCGACGUGGACAAGUUUGACUACAUCGCCAGGGACAGCAAGCACGUCGGCAUGCAGAGCGGCUUCGACCACGAGCGCCUCAUCAGCCUGUCGCGAGUCAUCAACGACGAGAUCUGCUUCUACGAGAAGGCCGAUUUCCAGGUCUACGAGCUCUUCCGCACGCGCUACUCUCUCUUCAAGCAGGUCUACUCACACCGCGUGUCCAAGGGGAUCGAAUACAUGGUCGGUGACGCGAUGACCUUGGCUGAUGACUACCUGGGCAUUUCGCAAAGCGUCAGCGACAUCCGCCAGUACUCGCUUUUGACCGAUUCCAUCCUCCGCACCAUUCAGUGCUCGACUGCACCGGAGUUGGCCGAAGCGAGAGACAUUGUGCGGAUGAUCGGCCGCCGCGACGUGUACAAGUGCGUCUAUCCCUCGGACAUCAUCACGUGCCAGCCCAGCGGGGACCACGAUCUGCAAGAGAGCGACAUCAUAGUACAUAACUUCAAAAUUAACUACGCGAUGGCCGACAAGAAUCCGGUGGACCACGUGCACUUUUUCGCCAAGGCCGAGCCGGAAGUGUCGUUCACCAUCCCCAGGGAGCAGGUGAGCAUGCUUCUCCCCGAGGUCUUUUCCGAGCAGUACGUGCGGGUCUACUGCCGGCGGAAGGAGAAGGCGCACCAGGCGCACCUGGCGUUCCAGAGCUAUCUGCGGCAGUUCGGCUGCUCGGUGGCCCUUCGCUCGCCCUUUCGCGCGACGAAGCCGACCAGCACUUCGCCGCGAAGCAGCGCCGACAGCAACAAGUCCAGUGCCCGCAACCUCUUUGGGGUCCACGACCAAUAA
Acanthamoeba castellanii str. Neff is the source of this 1617-nucleotide messenger RNA. RefSeq lists its product as uncharacterized. The coding region runs from base 1 to 1617 and encodes 538 amino acids. NCBI's taxonomy places the organism in Eukaryota, Discosea, Longamoebia, Acanthamoebidae. Gene Ontology annotation, molecular function: dGTPase activity; protein binding. The record is from RefSeq and is a predicted model, not a curated record. The transcript has 15 exons. Gene Ontology annotation, cellular component: nucleus. Gene Ontology annotation, biological process: dGTP catabolic process.